GUGUGUGUGUGUGUGUGUAAGUUUCGACAACACGGUUCAGUACGAUCUCCCACACACACACACUCUUACAGCGAGCGAAGAGAAGAGAAGAGGAGGCUGGCUGCUGAUCGCUGGAUCUUCUCUCUUCACUGAGAAGGCUUUGAGAAGAGAGUGUGAAUAAAGAAGAAGAACAGUGCGUUUCUCCUGUUUAAAGGAACGAGGCUGUGUUUUUUUUUGUUGUUGCUGUAUCCAAGUGCAAUUCCCUACUGGAAAACAAAACCAAGGACGAGGAAAGUCAACAGGGAUUUUCCUGAGCGUUUAAAGAUACCGAAGUUCCUGCUGAACAGGGAACCAAGAAGUGGAUCUCUAGUUAGUUAGUUAAGUAGCUAGCUAUCCUAACUAGCUAGAUACUUUUAUGGACACCUGUUUUUAAGCCUAAUAGUCCUGAACUGCUGCUUCGGUGCUGAAAAUCAGUGUUUUUUCCUGGUGAAGAUCAGAUAGAAGGACUAUCAAGACAGACACCAUGGUGUGGGAUUCUUCUCUCAGCUCAGUUGGACUCCUGAGCUCGUUUUUCUUCCUUCUCAUUCAAGGUUCGCUGGCACAGCGCGUGAAGGUGCAGCCAGAGGUGGUGACAUAUCCAGGCCAGACCGUGACCCUGAGAUGCCAGUUUCCUGAACAAGGCCAGACUGAGCUCACACAGGUCUCUUGGAUCUUUGAAAAGGCUGAUGGUACCCGAACCAACAUCGCAGUGUUCCACCCCAAGUUUGGGGUCAAUUACCCCAAAUCCCCGGUGACUGGGCGGGUGGGUUUUACGGCGGAGACCCCCCAGCUGGACAGUCCAACCAUUCAGAUCACAGAUAUUAAGAUGACGGACGAGGGAAGGUACAUCUGUGAGUACGCCACCUACCCCAGCGGCAACGAGCAGGGCGUCACCAGCCUCAUCAUCCUAGCCAAGCCUGAGAACUCGGCCACCGCUGUCAAAGUGCAGGCCGGCACCGCCUCGGUCGUCGUGGCGAGCUGUCAGUCAGCCAAUGGGCGUCCGGCAUCGACCAUUUCCUGGGUGCCAGGGUCGUUGAACGGCAACGCGUCGACCCCAACGAAGACGGACAACCCUGACAACACGGUGACCUCCAAGAGCGAGUACUGGCUCGUUCCGACUCCGGCCGACAACGACAAGGAGAUCAGCUGCGUGGUGUCGCACCGGACGCUGCCCAAUCCGGAGACGUUCCAGAUGAAGCUGGUGAUUGAAUAUCCUCCUCAGGUCCAGAUCGUGGGCUAUGAUAAUAACUGGUAUUUGGGACGCACCAAUGCCGUGUUGACCUGCCAGGCUCAGGGGAACCCCACUCCCACCACAGUGACCUGGAGAACGAUGUCCGGUCUGAUGCCGGAUACGGUGCAGGUGAAGGAGAACAAACUGACCGUGGUGAAAGUGGACGAGACCGUGAACGCCACCUUCAUCUGCGAGGUCAGGAACAGCCUCGGCACGGGGCGGGACCAGGUCAGCGUGAUGGUCAGGGAAGCCGGUGCUCUUGCCCAGUCCAGUGCUGGCGUGGUGGCGGGUGCCAUCAUCGGUGUCCUCCUCGCCCUCCUGUUGUUCGGCGCCCUCAUCUUCGUCCUUGUGUCCCGCAACCGCCGGCAGCAGCAGGGUUACCGCGGCAACGGCAAGGCCAAGGCGGAGCCGUACGACUCGGUGGCCCGCCUCUUUGGGUCCGGCGGCGGAAGCGGCAAGAACGGCACCAACGGGAACAACGGCAACAACAACACGCCCAUCUACCGGGGGGAGCCGGUGCUUUCGGAGAAGGCGGCCAACCACAACAUGCACCCGGGGGGCGUGGCCCUGCUGGAGACCACUCCCACCGCCCAGGACAUCUUGCUGAGCAGGGAGAUGGAUGAGGCGGAGCGCAGGAAGUUCGACGAGCUGGAGGAGGAGGACGAAAGGUACGACCACUUCACAGCAGGCGGCACCAUCCUGCAGCUCCGCCCACACGAGCAGGACAUGGGCGGGAGUUACCUGGAUGACGACAUGGAGUCGCAACGUGACGGAUCGGUCAUCUCGCGGACUGCUGUCUACGUGUGAGCGGGAAGAGUGUAGCGAUGUCGCGAGAGAGCGAGCGAGUGAGAGAAGGAGAAAGAGAAAUGAGGAUUAGAAGAGACGGAAAGGGAAGGAGGUGGAGGUGGAGAGAAGGAAGUGAACCUACUUCCAAAGGAUUCUUGUUUGGUUUUGUUUGCUUUUUUUUCUUUUAUUCAUCAUUUUUAUUCGUAAGAAAUCUCUUAAUUAACGAAAAAAGAACAAAAAGAGUGACAGAAAUAGAGGCUUCAAGGAUGGACGACUAGACAGACCGAUGGAUUUAUUAUUGGACUGGAUGGAAAAUUAUCACAGGAUGGAGAGAUUGGAUUAGAGAACGAAGAUAAUGAAGGAAUGAAGUGGAAAAAUAAGAGGCGCAUCCUGUGUCUUAUACAGUACUUCCUAUUUACAGCGAUGGUUGUAAUGGAGACGAUUUCGGAGGAUGCACACUGCAUUAUCUGCGUUACAUGUAAAACAUACACACCCACACACUUGAAAGUGAAAGUUUGUUUGCGUCCACACUGUGCUGUGUAAUCAGGGUUCAGUCCAUUUCUUAAAAAAAAAAAAAAAGAUACUCUUAUUGAUUUUUAUCAUACAGUAACUCUCUUGUAGAAAGGACUGUUAAUGGGUAAACUUCACUCUUUCGUCGCUCUCCUGGUUUUCCUCGCUCUGUCUUGCUCUCUCUUGUUCCCGUUGUUCGAUGUUCACUGUUCGCUAACCAGUUGAUUACACAUAUUGUAGUCUUGAUUUCAGGCACUAAAAUAGCAUUGCAUUAAGUGAACGAAAGGCCACUUUUUUAUUAUUGUGCCACUUUAGUGAAUUAGUGAAUUACAGUGACUUUCAAGGCUGUGCUUUAAAUGCAUUGACAAGUGUAUAAUAUGAUAUGAUAUAAGGGGUUUUAUCAUGCAUAGCAUACUUCAUAUUCAUGCUUACACUGAAUAAUUCAAAAUAAUUCAAAAAUAUAUUGAUAUAGUAUCAUGUCCCAUGACUUUUUGUGUUUCCUAUGAAUGCUAUAGAAUGGUACACAGCCUCCUACAAUUAAAUGUGGAUGUGGAAUUUAUGGCCAGAGUCACUUUUAACCAGUCACGAUCAUUACCAAAUUACUACUGCUCUGUCCACAGAGGGUGGUAAUGCCUUCUAUGACAUAAUACUGAUACACGUUACUGAUUCUGAACUUCUAAUUCUAAACUACGACAGAUCAAAUAAACAAACAUGAACAUCCUGAUGUUUUUUACAUCAGUAAAAUCUCAAUUGUUAAGCGACCUUAAGUGACCUAAAGUGACCUUAAGAGACCGUUCGCAGGUGUAACGCUCCACAGAAGAGUGACGAGUCGUGAUGAGUUUAAUCAUGAAUUGCAUUGUUGCAGACAAAAUCAUUGUAGCAAUCUCUGUCUCUUAUAUGGUGAUUGUACUGUCAGCCCUCUAAGGCCUACAGUGAAUCAGCGAUUCAGUGAAUCAUUUUGGAAUCUGCCUCCUCCAUCUGUAAAUGAUUUAUGCUCCACUGGCCCUGCCUAGAUGACCUCGUUUCCCGCCAUUAACCCCCUUAUCGCUGCGUUAAAUCUCACAGCUCUAGCCCUGUCCACUCUUAAUUAGUCCCAAGCGGUUCACUUCUCCAGUGAUUCGCUUUGAAUCAUUCUGUUUAUUAGUGCUUUUGCCGUGAAUCACCACCAGCGAGCCGUGUGGUAUUUUUGGGUUAUUUCUGGAUAGGCUAAUUGACCCCUGAAUGAAUGAACUGAUUGAACUGAUUGACACUAUGUUGUUUUUGAGUGUGUGAGUGUGUGUGUGAGUGUGCGAGUGCUGUCGGGCUCGCAGCCGCUGCUCCGCCCGGGGCUCCUCAUGAAUUUAUCAUUUAUCAAUUAUAAGGCAACACACAGGAAAUUGCUGUGUGCUUUGCUUGUGCUGUAGGGGUCAUUUAUGCAAAUUGGAUGUUCAAAUCCGCUAGCUUAGGGCUCGUAAACCUCAUUUACGAGUCAUUGUUUCUUCUCUGUGGUUGCAGCUGAGGUUCAGUUAAGGACGAGCCCCUUUAGAAUAAAGGCUAAAGAAUAAACGUCAGUGUCUAGGUACUGACUGGUCUUACAUUUGGACUAUUUGUUUUUAAAGAAGUUUUUAGCCUCUGUUUUAACCUUGACCUUUAUGUUCUGCUGCGAGUAUGUUUUUGCAAACUUCGUAAUUAUUUUUUUUUUUACUUAUAUGGGCCAUUUGAGCAUAAGGUAUAAUACACAUUAAUGAUAACAAUUUUUUUCGGAUGAUAGAUUAUCUCAUAAAUAAUUGUGUGAAAGAUAUUACUGUCAUUUUAAGACCAUUUUUCGAUAUAAUAAUAAUAACUUUAAAUUACAUUUACAGUGUUUUUAAUUUUUCUUAAUUUUUUAGGAAUAUGCAGACACUCAAAUUGACAUGUAACAUUUUUCAUAUAAAGAAAAAAAUUUAAAUAAAUAAAUGAAACCAGUUUUUAAAAGGAAUAUUUUGGUCAUUCACAUUAAUGUCCUCUUCUCACUAAAAAAAAAAACAUGAUAUAAUGUGAUAUUAAGAUCAGCAAAAAUUAGUUAAUAAUGUAAUCAAUAUAAUGACAAUAUAAUGGCUUAUAAAUAAAUAAAAAUCAAAUAAAUAGAAAAAAACGUUAAAGUAAAAUACCAUAGUCAGUGGUUUAAAACACAUUUAUAAUGGAAGUCAGUGGACAGUUUCAGAAAAAAAAACUUGGUAUUGUGGUAUACUUACAGUGGAAGUCAAUAGGUAAAUAUACUAUUAAUUGAAGACAAUUGUUAAUUGUACACUUAUCAUGUUUUUUUUUUUAGUUUUCCCAAAAAACUAUUGUGCGCCUAAUAAUCUGGUGCCCCUUAUGUAUGAAGGAGCAGUAAAGCCACUCCAGUUUUGUUUACUUAUGUGCCCCCAGUGGUGAACCUGCUGAAUUAGAAGGGAAUCAUGGUGACACCCUUAUAGUCUGAAAAAUUGCAGAAUUUUGGCAUUUCAGUGUGCUUGCAUUUUAAUUGUACUGGAAUACUAUAAGUAUAUUGAGUUGAUACUUUAGUUUAUACGUUCACUCAAAGAUAAUGCAUUUCCUGUCUGUAUGCACUCUGUAUUUGCCUUAUAUGUUUAUAUCUCUAGUAAACAGUUCAUUACCAUGGAUAAUAAUUUAAAUUUUUAUAGUAAUAAUUCUUAUGUUUAAACAGGAAUCUUAUCGACUUGAUAAUUAUACACUUACAGUGGAAGUCAAUGAGCAGCUUGCCAAGAUGAUGGCCUGUGGUAAUCAGCCAUAUGCUUUAGCUGGAGAUCAGGUUUGAAAAUGCUAGAAUUGACUUUUAAAUCUGUACACAUCAAGCACAGCCAUAUGAUGAUGAUCAUAAUGAUGAUUAUGAUUAUGAUUAUUGCUUUGAACUAACGCUUUAUCGCUUUUAAUCUUAAUGAGUCCACUCUGUAUUUAUAAACGCACAUCCCAGACGGUUGUCAUGGCCGCACAGUUAAAUAUAUCCAUUACUUCACACUUUAGCUUUUCAUUCUGUUCGCUUCAUUUAUCACCGAGUGGAGGGUGGGAGCCCGGCCGAGCCGUUCACAGAGCAAGAGAGAGGAACACAGAGCGAGAGAGGGAGGCUGUACGUGUGUGUAUAUACAUAUCUAUAAAUAUAUAUAUAUAUAUAUUUUUGGUGUGAGGUGUCUGUAUGCACUAUAUGUACACACUUUAUUUUUCUUACAUGAAAAAAAAAAACCCUGUGAUUAAAUGUCUAUACUGCUAUAUAUUGUAAAUAAGACGUCGGACGGGCUGAUCUUGGAAUGUAUUUGCCCAGCAGAUCUGUGUCGCGCUACAUCUGCUACACACACAACAAGAGGAGUGGUUGGUUUGGAAAACACGAGUGGCAUUGACUACAAUACCCAUGAUCCUUUGCACAAGCUAUAGCAACAACAGUGUUGUCUUGCAGUACACAAGUAGGCCAACACAGUCUCCCAGAGAGGCCUCAUCCACCUGAGUGUGUGUGUGUGUGUGUGUGUGUGUGUGUGUGUGUGUGUGUGUGUGUGUGUGUGUGUGUGUGUGUGUGUGUGUGUGUGUGUGUGUGUGUGUGUGUGUGUGUGUGUGUGUGAGAGAGAGAGAGAGAGAGAUAGAGAGAGAGAGAUAGAGAGAGAGAGAGAGAGAGAGAGAGAGAGAGAGAGAGAGAGAGAGAGAGAGAGAGAGAGAAAAGAGUGCGCGUGCGUGAGUCAGCAUGCUAAAUGGUGUCUGGCUGUAGGGCAAUGAGUUAUUCUUCCAUCCUUUCAGGGUAUCACACACACGCACAUUUAGACACACACACACACACACACACACAUACAUUUACACACACACACACAGCGUGAUUUAAACUGGCUAGCACAGACAGUAAAUCAUUGUUUGUCAAAGUGGCUGCCCUUCCGAAUCCGUAAGAACAUCCCUCUGCUCUUCACAACCUGGGCAUGCUGGGUAAUGUAGUUUUUAAUAUACUGUAGCCUCCUCCUGCUUCCCACAAAUUCAUCUUGACCUCACUAUCUUUUUUUUUUUCUUCCC
This is a messenger RNA of Astyanax mexicanus (Mexican tetra), 6550 nucleotides long. Its product is annotated as nectin-2. Lineage: Eukaryota; Metazoa; Chordata; Actinopteri; Characiformes; Acestrorhamphidae. The transcript is spliced from 7 exons. The coding region runs from base 503 to 2056 and encodes 517 amino acids. The record is from RefSeq and is a predicted model, not a curated record.